AGAUGAAAUAAAGUUCAAAUUCAAAGACUCUGUUAGAAAUUGGAGAGAAAGAUGAUGUAAUAAUUGUUAUUUAUUUGGUCCGUAAGAAUAGUCUUGGAGGGAAAGAAACUAAAUUUGAAUCUAACAAUUUCAGAGAAAAUGAGAAACAAAGAUACUAAUUGGAGAAUGAUGAUGAUGACUAGGGUUUGCCUAGGUCUGAUACUCAGAAUGGCUGGUAUGAAAGACAAGUAAAGGAGGCAAAAUAGGGAGUCAACAUUUCUCAAGAAUAAAUUUCCUAAUAUUUGGUAUACAAUUUCAGAAAAAACUAUGUCUAUUAGAAAUCCAAGUUUGAUUCAAGAUAUUUUGUUGAAUUUAAUUAAAAAAAAUAAGAUAGUGAAAUUUUUGAAUAAAACUAAAAUAUAUGA
This is a messenger RNA of Paramecium octaurelia, 404 nucleotides long. Lineage: Eukaryota; Ciliophora; Oligohymenophorea; Peniculida; Parameciidae. The record is from the annotation of a GenBank genome assembly.